GCGCGUUCGUGGCUGAAGUCAAAGAACACCUUCCUCUGCAAGCUGUGCCACCGCCUCAACAACAUCCUGACCCGUCACCUUGGCUGCCGCUACGUGGGUCAGCUGGAAGGAAGCUCCGAGCAGCAGACGCAGGAGUUCUGGAGCAAGGUGGGCUGCAAGUGCAAGGACCAGCCGGGCCUUCCCUUUGACAAAGUGAAGGACCUGGUGGUCACCCAGGUCGUGCACCGCACCGUGACCGAGCACGCAGAGACCUUGCAGGGAGAGUUCUUGCCGCUCAGUGUGUACCGGGCAAAGGGUUACUCCGAGGCCGAAGUGAGCAACAUCGCCUCGAACUGUGCCUGGUACCACUGCAACCAACUCCAGGUUCCUGUCUACUGCCUGAGAGUUUUGAGCAGCUUCCACAAGGAAGCCCGCGUGAAGGCCGAGGAAGAGUGGCUGCAAGCGGAGCGCGCUGUCAAGAAGCGCAAGGGCGCUGCUGGCGUGACAGCGCCUGCGGAGGGCGACAAGGCCGUGGCAGACGACGGUGGCCAGCCUUCCGACUCGGCUGAGACCCAGCAGGCGGACACCCAGGCCCAGGUCGUGCAGGUGGACCUUGACCUCGUGGACCUCUGUACGGACUCCGAAGAGGAGAAGCAGGCUGAGCUGAAGAAGCGCAAGCUCAGCCAGGAGGAGAAGAAGGCUGCUAGGGCCGAGGCCACGGCCGCCAAGAAGGCCGAGAACGAGGCGAAGAAGAAGCGUCGCCAGGAGAACAAGAAGACGGCCAGCUUCGCGGCCAAGGCCUGCGCCGACUUGCUCAAGGCCGUGGACAAGACGAAGACAGCCCUGGCAGCCGCGAAGAAAAAGAACAAAAGCGAGCUGCUGGUGCAGGGACUCGAGGCCCAGCUGACCGAGCAGCAGACCUGGCGGAAGCAGUACCUCAAGGUGGUGAGCGACUUCACCCUCGACCCGGCGGCGGAGUUGCAGUGUCCCCUGGACAGCGAGGCGCUGAAGGCUGCCUUGACCGCUGGCGCUGAGCUCGCUCAAGGGAGCAAAGGAGGCGCCAAGCCUGGCAGAGGCAAGAAGGGCGCCGGCAAGGGCAGCGCAGAGACCGACCUUGUGCCCGAGCCUGAGGCCGCUCAGAAGGAGGAGUGA
Molecule: messenger RNA, 1131 nt
Organism: Symbiodinium pilosum
Lineage: Eukaryota; Dinophyceae; Suessiales; Symbiodiniaceae
Source: the annotation of a GenBank genome assembly